GGCCCACCUGCAGUACCGCAACUUCGUCACGUGGUGGCAACAGUGAGGCUAUUAGGAAGCGAGAUACCCCGCAGAAACAAAGAAGAAGGGUUCAGUGUGUAUGGUUCGGAGCCGAACUCGGAACCACAGCUUUGCUCAAAUAAUAAUCUGUGUUUUGUUGCGGACCGGAACCAGUUGUGGCUUCCUGCUGCUUGUGAAGCGCCGCACCGACCCGCAGCUCCCCGCGCGGCCUCAGUGCAUCUCUGCGGGAGAAGAUGUUCCGCGGCCGGCCUCCGUUUAGAGGCUACCCGCCUCCUGCGAGGCCUUACCCGUCACAGGGAUAUCGGGACGACAGGGCCCGACCGAAACCUCCGUACCACCAGGACUACCCGGAGUACCGGGACUACGGAGCUUCGGAAGCCUACCACAGGAGGCACCCGUCCCCCGGCCCCGGAGGCCACCGCGGCGGGGACUUUUGGACCGGAGGUCCGCCUCCUGAGAGGUCUCCGCCUCACAGAGGACCAGCUCACCUGGACCACAACCUGGUCAUCAGCGUGGGGAACGAGCUGACUGGCCCACCGCACUACCACGACAGAGAUUACCUUCCCCGACCUGAAUAUGAGCGGAGUGGUAGCAGGGGCCAAAGUCCAGACAGGAGCCGGGGACGCAGCAAGAGUCGUCACCGCGGAGAGAGUCGGAGUCCAGACAGAAGCCGGGGACGCAGCAAGAGUCGUCACCGCGGAGAGAGUCGGAGUCCAGACAGAAGCCGGGGACGCAGCAAGAGUCGUCACCGCGGAGAGAGUCGGAGUCCAGACAGAAGCCAGGGACGCAGCAAAAGCCGGGCCAAGAGUCGUGGGCGGAGCAAGAGUCGAGCACGCAGCAAGUCUAGAUCCAGGUCCAGAUCUCCCAGGAAGAGCAGAGGAAGGAGUCGUAGUUUCAGCAGUUCGAGCUCCAGCAGCUCCAGUUCCAUCAGAGACAAGAAUGAUCCGUCCAGGAAGCAGUUUAAAGAGCUGGAGCUGGCCCGACGCAGGAGGGAGGUAGAGGAGCUCCUGGGUCAACCUACCAAAUCCAUCCUGAAGAAGCACAACAGUUACGAAAACUCGCCGUCUUUUCGGAGCUCCGACUCGCCCAGGGAUCUGGACCGCACCAUGGCUCGUGUUGCCGACCAGCUGAUGCAGGCUGUUAAGCUGAACGACCCGCAUGCUGUGGCAGCUGUUCUCUCAGAACUGCGGUCCGACCCGCAGAUGUCUCAGCGGGCCAACCUCAACAAUGAGAUCAAAGAAAUCCUGAACCUGUUGGGCGUGGCAGAGCCAGUGGGCGGAGUUCCACAGAAAGUCCUGGACGAUAUCGAUGAUGAGGAAAAGUUUCUGUAUGGAGAAUUGGAGGAGCCCAGAAUGUCAGCGGCACCAGAGCCAGAGCGACAUCACAGCCUGGAUCUGUACGGAGACGUGACGGAAGACUCGCUGUACUCUGAUCUCCCCUCGCAAAGAGCCAUGGCCGGUCAGGUGUACAACUGCCCUCCAAUCAUUUCACCACAUCUUCAGGUCACUUCAUCUGUGAGUGAGCCAAACAGGCACAUGAGUCAGCCCAGCAUCAACCCCGACCAGAAUGUCAUGGCCUAUCCUCCGGGAACAGAGCCACUGGAGGAGAGUGAGCGCCAGGCGUUGGAGGAGUACGAGAAGAUCCAGGAUCUCCUGAAAACCAUCGGGCUUGACCUGGGCGUUGGAGAGAUCAGCAAGAUGGCUGCCAGGACCAAGGAGCGCCUUCAUGGCAACAAGCAGCCUCCAAAGACACCCACGCGGCGACAACGAUACUCUUCCGGCAGCUCCAACGGCAGCCGCCAUAGCCGAGGCCGGAGCAGGCGGAGCCAGAGCGGCAGUUCAAGCAGCAGCAGAAGUCGCAGUCACAGUCAUGGGCGGGGCACCAAACGGGGGGCCAGCUGGAGCAGUGAGGACCAUGAGUCCAAGAAGACCACAGCUGCUAAAACUUCCAAAGAUUGGGAGGUCAAGGAGACAAAGAACGAGUGGAGUACACCAACGCUGCCUCAGAGUCAGACCUCUGAUCCCGCCCCCAUCCCGACUCACACAGGCAUGCACAUUCCUACUUACCCUCCCCCACAGCUCCCUGGCAUGAUGCCCCCAAACUACCCUCCUUCAGCAUACAGCCAGUAUGGAAAUUACUUGCCCUACAUCCAUCAGCAGUGGCCCCCCAUGUACCCACCGCCUAACAUGGCCCUGCCCCCUCAGCCUGCCAUAGAGAACCUCACGCCGCCUCCCACCUACAAAAAGGCUUACAGAAAACCCACCCCAGACACGGGGCCCUUAGGUUUUGCGAGGAGUGUUGGUCAGGAAGAGCAGCGGCGGAGGAGUCAGGACCAGAGCAUUUCUGACGAGCAGAACAACGAAAGUGAGAAACUAAAGGUUCUGGAGGAGCGGGAGAAGCUGAGGCAGGAGAGGGAGGUCAGAAUGACCAAGAAAGAAUAUCUGAUAAAGGAGCUGGAGCGGCUCAGGAAGCAGCAAGGCGAGCUGCUGAGGAAGAAGCGCCGUGAGAAGGAUGGCCAUAAGGACCCCCUGCUGCAGGAGAUAAACCGCCUGCAGGACGAGGUCAUGGCGAAGAUCUCCAACCUCCGCAAGGAGCACGAGGCUGCCGAGAGGAAGCGCAGCGAGAUCGAGAAAGUCGCGCAAAUACUUGGCCUGAGCCCUUUAGAUCGUCCCGGCAAGAUCAGCAAGCUGAAUAAAAUCCGGGACCAGGAGGAGUUGCCUCCAAAGAGUGAGAAACGGGAGCAGGGGAGGAACCCAGAGGAGCAACCAGCUGCCGGCAGCGCCGCCUUAAAGGCAACCCCAGCGACUUCGACAAAGGCGUCGCCAGAACGGCAGCUCUCCACCGCUGAGGCUCCGCCCCCUGACCCAUUUGAGUAUUAUGACGCUGGGAACCACUGGUGCAAAAACUGUAACAUCACCUCUGGCUCCAUGUUUGACUUUUUCACUCACUUACACAGCAAACCGCACCGCAAGACUUUGGAUCCGUACGAUCGGCCCUGGGCCUCCGGUCCCACCAAGACCCCUAAGACCACCUCAGGAAACGCCAAGCAGACCAAACCAGCCAAAGGGUCGGAGUUCCUGGUUCCUGUCAGAGGGUUCUUCUGCCUGCUGUGUAAGGAGUUUUAUGGAGACGCCAUCUGUGCUGAGGAACACGUCAUCACACACUUUCAUAAUGAGAAAUACAAGAAACAAAUGUUGGAGAAUCCGCUGUAUGAGCAGAGGAGGAACCUGGACCGCCAGGCGGGCCUGGGUUUGGAGGCAGGCGGAAAGAAACGCAAAUAUGACGACGACGAUAAAGACAGAGACGAAAAGAGCAAAAACAAAAAGGAGAAAAAGAAGGAAGAGGAGGCUGCCGAGACCUGCGAUGAAAAGAUCAAAGUAAAACAAGAGGAAGAGGAGCAGAAAGUGAAGGCAACCAGAAAGAGCCUGGAGGAAGACAAGCUUUACAGCAAGAAAGAUGAGGAUGAAAAGUACAAACACAGCAAAAAGGAGGAGAAACACAACAGCAGAGAGAAUGAAGACAGGAACAGCCGGUACAGAGGCAGCAGUCGAGACGAAGAGUAUCGGCACCGCCAUCGCAGGGACGACGACGGUCAUCCAAAGUACGGCAAUAAAUACACCGAGGACAAAUACAAGCAGGAGAAAUGUUCAGAUUCCAGAUCUAAACAUGACCGAGAUGAAGGGAAGCAAAAAGCCGAGCCUGAGAAACCAGGAGGGAAACCAGACGUCAGGAAGUCUGAACCUCCGGCAAAACCCUACGAGCUGCCCAAGAUCUUCUGUGGGCCGAGUCCGGCCAUGAGGGCGAAGCUCCGCAAGCAGGCGAUGGAGGCCAACAAAGCACCGGCCUCUGCAGGCGCCGCUACUUCGUUUGGGAAGUUCACAUGGAAGAAGAAGGAGAACCAGCUGGCGAAGGAAGCCCAGAAAGUUGCAGCAGAGUUCCUCAAGGACGAAGAAGCGGCUGCAAAGCAGAAGCCAGGUGAAGAAGAGGACUCCUUGUCGAAGUCAGUGGCCGCUGCCAAAGAGAUUGCUGAGAAGCUGGCCGGUGAGGAGCUAAAAUCUCCACCUUGGUACGCGUCUGGUCGAGGACAGAUCCGGCCAAACCUCCGUGCUCCUGUGGCUCCGCUGAGGAGAGCUUCCCUGGCAGGAAAACCUGCAUCCCUUAACACAUUUCUGAACAUGAAACCCCAAAGCACCGAUGGAGGUCCACCAGGGCCUUUUCCUAGGGCCCCUUUCAGGCCUCCAAAUCCACAGAUGUUCAACAACAAACCCGGGCCUCCAGUAAGCUCUGCUGGACCGUUUGGGGCAAUGUCUGCUGCACCCAUGGUGACUGGAAGAGAGCAGUUCGGUCCUAAACUCCCCCCUUCAAUGUUGAAACCUGAACCGUGUCAGAAUACCUCUAAGCCUGAUUCAGCUGAGUCUAAACCUGAAAUGAAGCAAGGGCCACUGUUCCCUAAACCUGCUCUGGUCCAGUCAAAGCCUGCAACAGCACAGAGUAGUCCUUCAACAACUUCCCCUGCAUCGUUAAACACAGCAUCCUCAGAAACUCUGUCUGCUCCAUCAGAGGUUAAAGCUGCUCCACCCAAAGUUCCGCCUUCACAACCAGCGUUGAUAAAGAUUGUGUCCGACGUGGCGGCUCCUGGCGUCCCGGAAAGUGAGCAGACUCGCACCGUGUUCGUCAAGCCACCUCCUUUCAAGAGCAUGUUAGCGGGGCCUCAGAAGUCGGAGAAGCUCCAAGGCAACCUGGCUGCAGCCAAGGCGCAGGCUUUAUUUGACAUCUUCUACAGCAGCCUCGGCCAAGCCGGCCCUUCCUCUUUCUCCAAAACAGAAACCGACGUUAGAGCUGCUAAAAGUUCUCCUUCAGUCCCCGUCCAAAAUAAGAAUCGGCACCAAAAUAAACCUGAACUCCAACAACAAACCCAAACACCAAAUACACUCCCAACUCAGACCCACAACCAAUCACAGCCCCCAGAUGGACCCAGACCCCAAACACAGGAAAUGCCUGAAUCCCAACCUCAGAUUGAACCACAACUCCAAAAUGAACCUAAACCCCUAAAACACACCCAACCACAACCUCAAGAUGAACCCACACCACAACCUCAGGUCCAGUCACCAAAGGUACACCAUGCUCAGUCCCCCAACGAACCCCAACCUCGACAACAAGCCCAACAAAAACCAGGAUCUCAACCCCCGGAUCAUUCUCUACAUCAGGCGGAGCCGUCACACGAACCUCAAACGGCCCCCCAGCACCGUUCUACUGAACCUCCAAAUACAACACCAACUUCUCCACAGAACGGGUUUCAAAGCCCACAAACCCAAACUGAUGGUGACAUUCAGAUUACCUCUGUUUGGUCUCUUCAGGACAUCACAGCUCCAACAGCUAAAGCUGCAGGUCCUGACCCAUCUGACCCACCGCCUCACUCAGAACAGACUCCACCAGGAGGAUUGUCUCAAAGUCCACCCUCUAGUCCUGGGCCCAAAUCUCAAAUCUGCCCACAGACGAAGCCCAUUAGGAUGGAACCAGCAGCUGAGCCACUGUUCCAGCCAGAACCUCAGUUUGAACCCCAACUGGACCAGGAUGCUAAUUCACAUCAAGAGACGACUUCAGAACCACAGCCUAAACCCAAACCAAGUCCUAGAACCAGAGGUAAGGCAGCAACGACGAAGAAGACCCCUUCUGCCACUCCGGUUCGUCAGACCCGCUCCCAGACCCGAUACCAGACCCGUCAACAGCAGAGUCAACCAGAACUCGAACAGGACCCAGGGAACCAGGACAUCACGGCGUCAGAAGCUAAAGGUCUGGAGUCUCCUGAUCUGGACAAAGAGACGGAUCCUCCAGGGACGGCGGUCACCCCGGAGACCUUGGGUCUCCCUUCAGACAUGACCGCCCUGGACUUUGACUACACUUUUAACUUUGAGUAGGGGGCCAGGCUCCCAGUUAUUUACAGGACUGAUGUGGAGCUAUGACCCCCGGCUCGACGUCAGACUCCUUGUUUUCCACCAAUAAGACGUUUUAAUUUCCUCUGCAGGUUUCUGUGGUUUGGAUUUAAAGUCUCGUUCCUCUAGAUCUAGACGCCAGCGGCUCUCGUGUUCUUGCUCGUUUCUCCUCCGUCGUGCUGAAGCUGUAAUAUUUGUUUCUUUCAGCAGAGUUUUAAUAAAGGUUGGCAAAGAAUGUUCUGAA
Xiphophorus maculatus (southern platyfish) is the source of this 6198-nucleotide messenger RNA. It is a transcript of the gene znf318, whose product is annotated as zinc finger protein 318. Gene Ontology annotation, cellular component: nucleoplasm. Gene Ontology annotation, molecular function: zinc ion binding; nucleic acid binding. The transcript has 11 exons. Gene Ontology annotation, biological process: negative regulation of DNA-templated transcription; positive regulation of DNA-templated transcription. The record is from RefSeq and is a predicted model, not a curated record. NCBI's taxonomy places the organism in Eukaryota, Metazoa, Chordata, Actinopteri, Cyprinodontiformes, Poeciliidae. Bases 255 to 5939 code for a protein of 1894 amino acids.